Molecule: messenger RNA, 1721 nt
Organism: Gadus macrocephalus (Pacific cod)
Lineage: Eukaryota; Metazoa; Chordata; Actinopteri; Gadiformes; Gadidae
Product: ovochymase-2-like
Exons: 3
Coding region: 7-399 (130 amino acids)
Biological process (GO): proteolysis
Molecular function (GO): serine-type endopeptidase activity
Source: RefSeq, a predicted model, not a curated record
AGCCCCAUGGACCAGGCCCUGAGGGUUGUCGGUGGGACAGAGGCCCGCUACGGAUCACAUCCCUGGCUGGUCUCGCUGAAGAUGAAAGGAUCUCAUUUCUGUGGUGCGGCCGUCCUUACAGACAGCUGGCUGAUGACCGCGGCCCACUGCUUCACCUCCACCUCCAGAAACACCCUCGCUGGCAUCACAGCCGUGGUGGGAGAGUAUGAUCAAGGAUCACGUGAUGAAGAGGAGCAGGCCUUCCUCAUCAAGAACAUAUCCGUCCACGAGAGGUUCCACCACGCCGCCCCCAUGAGCUACGACAUCGCCCUGGUGGAGCUAGAGGGCCACAUUCAGCUGGGCACGUUCCUCUUCCUCUGUGCCACACACAGUACAUGUUACCAGAGAAUGUCUGAGUAGACAGGCUCUGAUAUUACUCUUUUUCGGUAUACAGUCUAGCAGGUUCAUUAAUAAAAUAAAAUGUCUAACAUAUAAUAUAUUUAAUUUAUCUGAGAUAAAAAUAUAGUUAUAAAUCCUUGUUGUGGAUGAAAUUCCUUCACUAUUACUUGGAUAUCCUUGUCCUUUUAAAUUAAUCCACUGUGUUUAUUGCUAGUCAUGUCGUUUGGUUGGUUGAAUUCUUAUCUUUCUAACAGAACCUGUGGGGUCACCAUCGGCAGCCACUCUUCCUCUACAACCCAACUAGCCUAUGGUGUACCGCAGGGUUCCAUUUUAGGUCCUAUUUUAUUUCAAUAGAUAUGCUCCCUCUCUGCCAACUUAUCCAGCGGCACAAAUGUUUCUUUUCACUGCUAUGCUGAUGUUACAAAGAUAUACCUCCCGCUGUGACCCAACGAUCCGAGAAGCCUAGCUGCUGUUUUAGACUGCCUCGAAGACGAGAACCGCUGGAUGGCCCAUAACUUCCGCCAACUUUUCAACUCCAAAUCUGAAAUAAUACUGUUCAACCCUCCGACCACCAUCACCAGUCCCAUCAGUCUCGGCCCAUUAUCCAGCAAUAUCAUGCCCACUGCCAGAAACAUAGGUGUCAUUUUAGAUUCAGACUUGUAUAGAGUUGUACAGUCCUGUUUUCUCCACAUCAGAACCAUUUCUAAAAUAUAUAUUUUUUUAUCACAACCCGACCUCAAAAAAGUAAUUCAUGCCCUCAUAUUCUCGCAUUUAGAUUACUGCAUCGUAAACGGCAUCAACCAAAAAUCACUCUCCCGCCUCCUGUUGGUUCAAAAUUCAGCAGCUAGGCUUCUCACUGGUUUUAACAGAUGACAUCACAUCAUUUGUGUCUUAGCUUCUUUGCACUGGCUCCCUAUCUGUUUUAGAAUCGAUUUUAAGAUUUUAUUGAUCACUUUUAAGGCUCGUCAAGGUUUAGCCCCUGAGUACAUAACAGACAUGCAGACCCCGUACGAGCCUCUCAUAGCCUUAGGUCCGCGGGUGAGGCCCUCCUUACUGUUCCAGGGAUGAGGCUCAAGACUACAGGUGAUCGGGUCUUUUUCACCAGGGCGCCUCGGCUUUGGAACGACCUGCCUGCGGAGAUAAAGCUUGCAGAAUCAGUAACUUUUAAAUUAUGCCGUCUUUUUAUUCUUUCUAUUCUCUUUCUAAAUGUCUUCCUAAAUGUAUUAUGUCAAAGCACUUUGUAAACCAUUGUUUUUAAAUAAAGAUAUUAUUAUUUUAUUUUUUUAGGAGCCCAUGUCCAGCCAAUCUGUUUGCCUUUACCCGAGGAGAGCUUCACAUCUCCA